AUGGACAGAACAUACAAGACAAGCACAUCUCUCUCUGAAAUCCUUCGCUGGUUCACUUGGUUUAUGACUGCCAUCAAGUCUGUCUCUCCCCGUGCGUCCAGCGAGGAUUUGACCGACACAAUGACUACUGACUCGCUGACUCGACUCAGAAGCUGCUUUGAGCCAAAGGUUCCGAUUCAAAACAAAAAGGCCAAGAUUGAAAAGUAG
Molecule: messenger RNA, 207 nt
Organism: Batrachochytrium dendrobatidis JAM81
Lineage: Eukaryota; Fungi; Chytridiomycota; Chytridiomycetes; Rhizophydiales
Exons: 1
Coding region: 1-207 (68 amino acids)
Source: RefSeq, a predicted model, not a curated record